Molecule: messenger RNA, 726 nt
Organism: Peromyscus californicus insignis
Lineage: Eukaryota; Metazoa; Chordata; Mammalia; Rodentia; Cricetidae
Product: killer cell lectin-like receptor 2
Exons: 5
Coding region: 1-726 (241 amino acids)
Source: RefSeq, a predicted model, not a curated record
AUGGGUGAUGAGGAGAUUACUUACACAACUGUGAGAUUCCAUAAGUCUUCAGACUUGCAGAACCACGGAAGGGCUGAUGAUCAGCAAGGGCCCAGAGAAGCUGGCCAUAGAGAAUCUUCAGUCUCUUGGCACUUCAUUGUGAUACCUCUUGGAAUCCUUUGUUCCAUUCUGCUGGUGAUAGUUGCAGUGUUGGUGACAUACAUUUUCCAAUAUAGUCAAGAAAACCAUGAACUACAGAAAAAUCUAAACAACCCCAAUCAAAGGAAUACCACCAUGCAAAAUAAUAACUGCUUAAAUGAAACUUGGAGAAAUAAGUCUACAGGGUGUGAUGACUUCAAACAUCAGAAGGACCCAGACACUCUCAAUAAAAAACAGAACAGAUGCUGUGGAAAAACUAAGGUUGUAUUUGAUUGUGUACAGCACACAGGGAAACCUGUUGAAGGACACUUGUUCUGCUGUGGCAUAAAAUGUUAUUAUUUCAUCAUGAUUGAUAAACGCUGGAGUGGAUGUAAACAGACCUGCCAGGACUGCAGCUUAUCCCUUUUGAAGAUAGAUGAUGAUGAUGAACCGAGUGCCACCUACACCCAGAGAGACCAUGGUCCAGAGUUUGCUCUUUGCAAUCCAGAAGUGAGAUUGUCUGAGAUGGGUAACUGGAUGACAAAAGAGAAAGUAACUGAGCUCUGGGACAAUCUGCCAAAUGGAAAUUAUAUGAGAACCGGGAAUUAA